This is a messenger RNA of Penicillium cinerascens, 2898 nucleotides long. RefSeq names its product cell differentiation and development protein Fsr1. Gene Ontology annotation, molecular function: protein binding. The coding region runs from base 59 to 2542 and encodes 827 amino acids. The transcript has 4 exons. Lineage: Eukaryota; Fungi; Ascomycota; Eurotiomycetes; Eurotiales; Aspergillaceae. The record is from RefSeq and is a predicted model, not a curated record.
UCCGAACGCUCGUGCUGCACAGGCUGACUGCGCUGAGUGCUCAUAAAACGACGUGUACAUGGCCUGGCAAUCUCCAUCUGCCAUGUCUGGGGUUGGAGGAAUGCACGGGGCUAUGGGCGAUGGCUCCAAUGGCGGACAUCCACAGGGCACAGAAUACACGCUACAGGGCGUGAUGCGGUUUCUCCAGACCGAAUGGCACCGACACGAACGCGACCGUAAUGCAUGGGAGAUCGAACGCGCCGAGAUGAAAUCUCGCAUCGGCCGGCUGGAGGGUGAGCUGCGGACGAGCAAGCGUCUUCACGAGUCUCUAGGCAAACACGUUCGAUUGAUGGAGUCAGCGCUGAAGAAAGAACGGGACAAGGUGAAGAAACUCACCAAUAACGAGACAGUGGAGGACCCUGCGGAUCCGAAGGAUAUCGCGCGGGACAGCGUGAACUUUCUGAAAGCCCAACGCUCCCCGUCCAACCGAGAUCCGGAUGCUGGCCAAGAUGACUCCAUGAACUCCAACGACUUCCGCCAGGAAGACGAGCGGGAUAAAUCACGCGUGUACCUUUCCAAGUGCGCCCAGGAAAUCGCCUACCAUGUUAUUCCUACCUCCCACCCUGCCCCGGACCUCAGUGAUCCCGAUCUAUCUAGCCAUUUCUAUGCCAACCAACAACUAUCGCAGCAGAAUUUGGAGGAGGCAUAUCUUCAACAGCAGCAGAAGGCAAACCAUAUGAUCUCGCGCGAAGUGGUCCUUCCGAAUCACCAGUCCAUGGGCGGCCAAUAUGCGGAGAACGCCGGCAUGGCUCGUGCCCAGAACCAAUAUAACCAUGCUUCUGCUCCUCGCGAUGCGGUUGACCGACGCCAGCUCGAACAGCAACAGGCCUCAGCCAAUGUUACUGAAAACCAAAAGCAGAUCUAUGAACAGGGGCUAGGUGACGAGAGGGCAGUGGGUGCGCAGUCGUCAUACGACGGCCCGGGACCUCGGGUUGCUGUCAAAGAGGAUGUGCAGCCGGAAAAGGAGGAAAGCGCGGAGGAUAUGGAUGGCUGGAAUUUUGAUGAACCCGUGGUGCAAGAAACUGUGGCCGAGCCCAUGCCGCCGCACCGUCCUGACACCGAUGCAUUCCCAAAUGCCAACUUUGUGCGUUCCAAGUCGCCUUCCAGGAGCGGGUCCCUCUCCCACCGACGGAAGAGCUCAGGCUCUCGGCGGAAAAGUGACGGUGCGGUGGACUCGCGGGACUUCGGCGCUGGAUUUGGCCAACAGGACUCCAAUUUCAAGGUUCGAUUUGCCCUCCGUGGACAUCUCGAUGUUAUCCGCUCCGUGAUCUUCACGGGUGGCGGUAGCCCAUCUGAACCGGAGAUUUGUACGUGCAGUGACGAUGGUACCAUCAAGCGGUGGAUCAUCCCUGCCACGUACGGUACGUUUGGAGCUCAGGGCCCAAGCUCGAGCAAUGAUUUGGACAUUACCAGCUACUUCACCCAUCGCGGCCAUGAAGGUGCCGUGACUUCAUUGGCGGCUUGUUCGCCGUCGCAGAACAUCUCGAACGGUGGCCGAGUCCUGGGUGAUGGAUGGAUCUUCUCCGGGGGACAAGAUGCUAGUGUGAGGGUAUGGGAACGUGGUCGGAUUGACCCCAAAGCCACUCUGGAUGGACACACUGACGCUGUGUGGGGGCUCUGCGUGCUUCCCGGGACUGCUGGCUCUGUCUUUGGUGACUCGUGCAGUCACUACGGCGGCGCAGACCGCAUCUUGUUGGCCUCUGGUGCAGCAGACGGGCGCAUUUUGAUCUGGGCCGUUAGUGCACCUCCUCUCGUCUCCUCACCCCAGGCUGGGUCGCGUCGCCAGGGCGGCAGCCGUCGUGCGAACUCAAUAUCGUCUGGGUCCAACUUCCCAUCCUCUCCGCAGCCCAGCGUGGCUACGACCACACCCUUCCAUUACACUCUCGUCCACCAUAUCCAGCGCAGCGAUUCUCCAUCUCCCACUUGUAUUAGUCCAUUGUCCCUGGCCGGGGUCAACUUCGUGGUUUCCUACACGGAUGCUUCCAUUCUCGUCUAUGAUACACGAACUGGCGAGGAAAUCGUUGGCAUGGCCAGUCUCGAAACUUACGAUGGCACGCCGUCAACCGGCGUGAAUUCUGUGGUUGCUACCACCGUGGGCUUUGAUGGUUCUGCCCACUUGGAUCCCAAUCGCACCAUGGCCGAGGAAGAGGUCGUCCAUGGGGCCACCGGAUCAAGUAGCGUGGAGGGUGUCAUAAUUAGCGGCUAUGAGGAUCGAUACAUUCGCUUCUUCGAUGCCAACAGUGGUCAAUGCACAUAUACCAUGCUCGCCCACCCGGCUGCGAUUGCCUCCCUGUCACUGUCUCCGGAUGGACGUGAACUUGUCUCGGCGGGCCAUGACGCGAGCCUACGCUUCUGGAAUCUUGAGAAGCGCAGCUGCACUCAGGAACUGACCAGCCAUCGGUUAAUGCGCGGCGAGGGGGUCUGCGCCGUUGUCUGGAGCCGUGACGGACGCUGGGUCGUCAGCGGUGGCGGAGACGGCGUGGUCAAGGUCUUCUCGAGAUGACCGGACGAUGAGAUGACAGCUCUUGUAUGAUUUUCUCCUUCUACUGUCGUGUGUAUUUCUUCAGUCUUCUCACCGUGAUAUGAUCCCAUGAAACCGGAUGAGCGAUUGGCCGGACCAGUUCUUCUCGAGCAUUUGCAACGGUGUCCCAUCCAGCUGCCUGGCAUAUGGUACUCUUCUAUGUGGUUUUUUUCUUCUUCUACAUGUGUACUUUUGACCCCAACGCUGAUAAUAUGCCGUCUUCGCGAUGAUUGCCCGGCGUACAUUUCUGAUUUGUUUCUUGUCUUUGCUUCGAUGUAUACACGACAGUGCCCUCAUCCCAUUACCGAUUCCCUCGCUUACCCUUUGAUCUCUGUUCG